This is a messenger RNA of Toxorhynchites rutilus septentrionalis, 5123 nucleotides long. It is a transcript of the gene Ack, whose product is annotated as activated Cdc42 kinase Ack. Lineage: Eukaryota; Metazoa; Arthropoda; Insecta; Diptera; Culicidae. The coding region runs from base 778 to 4308 and encodes 1176 amino acids. The transcript is spliced from 6 exons. Gene Ontology annotation, molecular function: protein tyrosine kinase activity; ATP binding; protein binding. The record is from RefSeq and is a predicted model, not a curated record. Gene Ontology annotation, biological process: protein phosphorylation.
AUAGAAGACGGGGUGCGAACACGAUCAACAACAAAACUGUUCCAUCGCAGCACACAAAUCAUACGCGAGUUAGCUGCUACCACUGGCCAGACGAAAAAGUCGAUCGCGGUCGUGAUGUUCGUUCGGUUCGGUCGUUACUGUUUAUUUCUCCGCUCGUUUAUUUUCAGUUGUGCCGAGUUUUGAAUGGCAUAAAUUUGUGACAUUUGUCGACGCCCGGAUCGAGCUGAUCUAACUACGCGAUUGAUUUGCGUUAUCCACAAAAGAUAAACAGAAGAUAUCGGGGAGAUUGUGGUGCUGUGCUUUAGUAAGCGUUGUCGAAUGGUGAAGUGGGUUGCAGAGGAAUAAUUGAUCAUGAGAGAAGGAAAUUCGAAGAAGUGAAUCCGCUUUAGCCAUUUUUGUAUGUGCCUCAGUACCCGGAGGAGUGGUGGGAAAGAGCCCUUGAGAAGCUAUUUUCUCGCAGCAGGCAUAUAUUGUUUAGUUUCGAUAUAUGUUGGUCGGUUUGUGUGAAGAAUUAAUAAGCAGCAUCGAAGUGAUGCUAAUAAUGAUGGAAGUGAAGCAAACGUGAAACAGUAGCUAAGUUGGAGUUAUUAUUUUCUGUUCACUGCCGAGAGUGUGUUCUCCAGUAUCGAAUAAUUAUAAGCGCUGAAGGUGACUGAAGCAGCCAAGCAUAGGAUUUAAUCAAGGCUAACAUCAGGCUGUUAAAAACGUUCAUCGGAUUGUUGGUGCCCUGCAAAUCUAAACUGUCUGGUGAAACAAGUAAAAGCAGACGGCGAAACCAUGUCCGACCCCGAGACCGUGUGGUUGGAGGAGCUGUUGCAGGAUGUGCAACUGGAACAGUUCCUCGGGCGGAUUCGGGACGAGCUUCAGAUCACACGGCUGGCACAUUUCGAUUACGUGCAGGUGGACGACCUGGAAAAGAUUGGACUGGGCAAGCCGGGUAUCCGCCGGUUGAUGGAAGUUGUGAGGAAGAAGAAAGCCCAGCAGUGGCGUCGAAAUAUUCUGUCGAAACUGAUUGGCGGUGGAAAGCAGCAGCCGCAGAAAAAAAGCACCGCGCGGGAGAACGAGGAACCGUCGGCGUUGGCUCUGACGUGUUUGAUUCACGAGAAAGAUGUUACGAUGUCGGUGAAGCUGGGAGAUGGCUCGUUUGGGGUGGUUCGACGAGGCGAGUGGAAUGCUCCAGGGGGACAGAUAGUUCCAGUAGCUGUUAAGAUUCUGAAAGCGGACACUUUGUCACAGCCGGGAGUGAUAGAAGAUUUUUUCAAGGAAGUACAAGCGAUGCAUACGCUGCACCAUCCCAAUCUGGUUCGGCUCCAUGGGGUCGUUUUGUCACAGCCAAUGAUGAUGGUUACUGAGCUUGCGGCAAAUGGUUCGCUGUUGGAUACGCUACGAAAGCAAUGCAAAAAUACAUCACUUCCCACGAUCUGGAACUGGGCCGUCCAGGUCGCUACCGGUAUGGCUUAUUUGGAGAGCAAACGAUUCCUUCACAGGGAUCUUGCCUGUCGGAAUGUUCUGCUGGCGGCGGGAAACAAAAUCAAAAUAGGAGAUUUUGGACUGAUGCGCGCACUGCCCCAACAGGAGGAUUGCUAUGUAAUGACCGAGCAUAAGAAGGUUCCGUUUCCAUGGUGUGCACCGGAAUCGCUUCGCUAUCGACAGUUCAGUCACGCCUCGGAUACGUGGAUGUUUGGGGUUACUUUGUGGGAAAUGUUCACCUUUGGGGAGGAUCCAUGGGUGGGAUUGAAUGGUUCACAAAUCUUGAGAAAGAUAGAUCGCGAAGGAGAAAGAUUGCAUCAUCCCGAUGCUUGUCCCCCAGAUGUAUAUCAGCUGCUGUUACAAUGCUGGGAUAAAACUCCGGCGGAGAGACCUAAUUUUGCUGCUAUCAAGGAAUUUUUAUCCGCCACUCCUCCUCCGAUUUAUCGAGCGGUGAUGAACUAUAGCGCUGAAAAUCGACUCACACUUGAGCAAGGUGAUUCGAUAGCCAUCAUUGAUGAUCGAGUUGAGUUACAGUUCAUCAAAGGUCAAAACCAGCGCACGUUUGAAAUUGGUACUUUUCCCAGAAACGUGGCUACUGAUGCAAAUAAACACCGAUCAGGAACAGGCACAAUUAGUCGUCCGUUACAUGAUUCAUUCAGGCACACUGCACAUGGGACCCCAUUUGGGGCCUCUUGGGGUAGUCCUGGAUCCUUGCAGAUAAAUGGAGAAGUGAAGUUAAGAGCCAAAAACAAAGACACCGUCAAUGCGGACAGACGCGGCAAGUGCAUCUCGGAACAGUACGCCAAGGAGCGUAAGAGCAACGCGCAGAAACAGUUUGGAUACAACAAAUUAGUCAACGAAAACAAUCACAAACUGAAACAGCAACUUCUGAAGGACUGUAACAAUCGACCGCUUCGACCACCACAGCCUCACAAUAUAUCGCACGGUGCGACGUCUUCCGGAAGUUCGGCAGAAGGAAUACUUAUCGAUUUGUCCUCGCCUGGGGACGAUCCAGGCGCAAUCGCUGCUGCUGCGGCCACUCCGUCAUUCCAGGGGUUGGAUGGUGACAGCAGAGCGCAUUUCACCAGCAUCCUCGAUGAGCCUAUCGAUGUACCGACGGUGGAAGAAGCGGAACAGCAGCAGCAAUAUCACACGGAGGAACAACAGUUCAGGAUGUUACCGCCGCCUUACCAGAUGCCUCCUACAUAUACGAACACCAUGAAUAUUGGCGACAGCGUGACGGAUAUGGAUCCCUUUGAUACAAGGACGGUGUUUCAGGUGGAUAGUGUCCCAAGCCAGAGCUCUGCCUACAGUAUUACGUCAGAUUAUGAAAGUGGGCCGUCAAGUGUAGUCAGCGCCAGAGAACUGAUGGCAUCGAUUAAACGACAGCAGACUUUAGAUGAAGUCGAUGGCAGUGGGUGUACAUCGGCAGGUUCGGCAGCGGCGUUUUAUGGGAAUGUGAGCAGAGGCGCAGUUUCCAAGAUCAACUCUAACUACGGUAAAGUUAGUGAAUUGGAAGUACAUCCAUACUCAGCGUUAACCAGUAUGAACCUUGCUGAGCAUAACGUCUCUGGAAGUUCCUACGGCAGUGUGAGCCAGACAUUGAACGACUCGUUGGAUGUCAACUUGAGCAAUCUGACGCUGAAUGAAGAUCAUCAAAGUUCGCUCAAAGUUGUGCCUAAAAAGUUGGACAAAACUUUUCUCGCUGAGUUGGAGAAGGACAUGUACAAGAAUGGCUCGAACAGCAUGAACAACUCUAACAACGCGUACGCGUUCAAAUCAAACACGAAGGAUAACUCCGUAAACCAUAUCUCUAAUCUUAUGAGUUCGCUAUCAAAGUACGAGAGUACAAGCGCUUUCGCUAAUAACCACGAGAUGGCGGCUGGGAGCAACAAAAACUUGAAUGCAAACUUACAUCAAAUUUACGCUAACAACACUGCUGUCGUUACGACGGCGGAACAUUUCCAACGAAAUUGCUACGAAAGCACCGCUUCUAUGCAAAAUCUGCUUUCGCCGAAGAAGCAAAAUAAUGUUCAAUCGGAGGACACCAGUAGCGUGGUAACACAAAUGUGGAUGGAACGCAAUGCAACAGCCACUGCCAGCAGCAGCGAUCUCGUGUAUGGAAAUCUUCCAAGUCAGUUACCGCAGAAAACGCACAAUUUUGUAGCGGUUUCCAACCGACCUCUGUCCCGCAUCCAAAACGACACUCGUCACUAUGGGUCCACACCCAACGUGGCGGCAAUCAACCUGGUUGCACAGCAACUACAACUCAAAUCCCAGCAAACAACGACAACUGGUAGCCAACCCGUUUCCGUGCAAAACAUUUACAACAGUGUUUACAACGGUAACGACGUGUAUUCGGCCAUCGGUAGCGACAUAUACGACACGGUAGCGGCAACACCCGCAUCGUACUACGAACGUGUUCCCUCGAGUCUCGCAUCGCUGCGGCAGCAGCAACAACAUUACAACAAUAUCGUUCAACAGCAACAAGUACCUGCGAUAUACGACGAAGUUACGAACGAUGAGCUGUUAGUUCCUAUAAGGCCGGCACCCACCGCACCCCUUUCGGCGCAGCAGAUCCAGCGACGAUUGGAUCGAUUAACGCAACAGGAUCAGCAGGUGGCCGCGCUGAUGGCAGAACUAGGGGAGGAGGCGAAUGAGCAGGAAGCGAGAGAUGCCUUGGUAGCGGUCAACUGGGAUCAUACCCUGGCCGUGAGGCACUUCAAAAUCGAGCGAUUGAGUCGUCUUGGUGUGGCGAAUCGGACAAAGUGCGAGGAAGCACUGCUGAAAACCGGCUGGAGCAUCCAACUGGCCGCCUCAAUACUGCUGGAGACUUAAGGAGGGUUUCCUUAUAGUUACAUUUUAGCUCCAGUUAACCGCGAAAUUUCCUUUACUCGGCCGUAAUGUAGAUAUUUAUUAUAGUAUUAUGUACAAAUUCUUAUUCUUAGUUGAAAAUAUGUUUUCAAAAUUUAAUGACCGUGAAAUUGAAUCCAGUAGACCAUAGAAUCUCCAAAACACGCUCAAAAAUAAUAAUUAGAAGCUCUCUCACAGAUAUUUCUAACAGAUAAUUCACGCUGCGCUUCUAGAAGGUAUUUGCGAUACAAUAAUGAAACAACGCAGUAAGUAAAUGUGAAGUAUGUAAAUCGUCCAAUACACAGUAUUGCUUCGUUGUGAUGAAGAAAAAAAUUCAGAUAGAAAUUGGGUUGGUCCAAAUGCUAGCCACUCGAAAACAAUACACCGAGAAGUGCAGUGCACAGCACUGACUCUCCCCGAUAACGAUGAUUUUUAAAUCGUUCCAUUUUAUUACUACUCUGAAAGAUAGAUAUUAUAUUUGAAAUACGAAGCCGAAUAAGUAUGAAUCGAUGUUGAUAUUGACAGUUUAACAGAUCUUGCGCACUUUUUAUGUUAAAUAAGAUGAGCUUGUCGAGUACAGUUAGUGCUUCAGUGAGCCUGAUGGUGAAUAAAUAGGUGCGGUAGGUUGAUGUUUGCUCCCAGUGCCAAUAUUGGUCUGUUUGAAGAUUACGUUGAUGUUUCAAUCGAUGGAGGCAAUCGAUGCAUUGUUAUGAUCUGAGGAUAGGAUUAAACGAGAGUUUGCAAUUAGCAUGAGUGAGAAGUUUGCGAGUAUAGUAUAUUUACAUGUUAUGAUAAUGGUG